AUGCAACAAUCCCUGGGCGUUUCCGAUCCCUUCGAGCGCGUUCGCCUUGUCAAGAACAUACAGUCUAUGUGGAAUGUCGCAAACCCUACAGACAUCAUUCCGGAGGGUAUGCAAUACCCUGGGCACAUCAUCGCCUGGCCUCUACCCAUCCUCCGAGCCAUAAGCUAUCUAGCCAGUGGUAUGCCGGGCGAUGGGGGACGGCAUCGAUUCGUGGAACUCCUUAACCUCGGCCACAUGACGAGGAUGGCAGACGAGUCGACUGCCAACAAACCGCAGCUACAAUCAUCCGAUCUGGAGUUUGUCCGAGACAGCGUUGGAUUGCCACCGGCGGCUAUGCCAGUAGAGGAGGAAGCCGCCCCAGCCCAGAAUGAUGUUGCAACCCCCCAACCACGUCCACAACGAAUACUUCCAGAAGAUGAAGAUGACCCGGAGACCUUGAUGAAGAAGCAGGACCUGUGGAUCAAGUACUACUGGAACGUCACUGAUAUUAAAGCCCUUGUUCCCCCACACAUGCGGCAGCUAGACAAAUUUGGAAAGCCGACCAAUAGGCCGCUGCACAGCUGCAGCGACCAAAAGAAUCUGACGAAGUUACUUUACCAGCUAGCUCGCAUCACAAAAAGUCGAAAGGAUGUAGCAUGGGCGCAGAUAGAAAACGCGUGGAGGGCAAGACCAGCAGGCCGUGGAGGAGGCAAAGCGUUUGCAGAACCAGACGUCAAAGCCGCUCUUGAUUACUUCCGUGAACUACGUGAAAAGAAAGAAGAAGAAGAAGACUCUUUGAUCGACAGUCGAGGGCAACUACCUAUUGCACCUUCAAACCCCGACGGGACUACCGGAGAGGAGGGCCACGAUGGCGCGACGAACGCCCAGCGGGGAGGUCAGCAUCUCGAUAGAAGGCAACAGAAAAGACAACGACGCGAAGCUCCAGCCACCGAACCCAACACCCAAGACAGUGCCGAUCUCCAAACGCUACUGCCGGGCGUGGAUUUCCCAGAGGCAGAGCUCCCUUUGGCUCGCAGCCGACGCUCAUCGGUCGUGGCAAGACGUGGCAACGAUCGCACAAGUAUCAUAGCGAGCCAGGACGCCACGGUUGACAGGACUACAUUGAACGUAGAAGAAGCGGGUCGAGCAGCGACCUUGCCGCUAAAGAGGAAGAGACGGUAUUCACUAGACGAAGACGAGGCAGACGUUGAUGAGGAAGGUGGCAAGACGGAUGAUGACGAAAAGGAUGAGCUGGAGCCAGAGGAGGUGCAAGAACCACCAGAAAACUAG
Molecule: messenger RNA, 1269 nt
Organism: Alternaria arbusti
Lineage: Eukaryota; Fungi; Ascomycota; Dothideomycetes; Pleosporales; Pleosporaceae
Exons: 1
Coding region: 1-1269 (422 amino acids)
Source: RefSeq, a predicted model, not a curated record